Molecule: messenger RNA, 2265 nt
Organism: Osmerus eperlanus (European smelt)
Lineage: Eukaryota; Metazoa; Chordata; Actinopteri; Osmeriformes; Osmeridae
Product: regulating synaptic membrane exocytosis protein 1-like
Exons: 19
Coding region: 73-2265 (730 amino acids)
Biological process (GO): positive regulation of synaptic transmission; regulation of membrane potential; calcium ion-regulated exocytosis of neurotransmitter
Cellular component (GO): cytoskeleton of presynaptic active zone; presynaptic membrane
Molecular function (GO): transmembrane transporter binding; small GTPase binding
Source: RefSeq, a predicted model, not a curated record
CCAGUGACCUGGCAGCCAUCCACAGAAGGUGACCAUCUAAUCGGUCGAAUCACGUUGAGCAAGAGGAGCGCUAUGCCAAAGGAGGCAGGAGCCCUGCUCGGACUGAAGGUGGUAGGGGGCAGGGUCACUGAGACAGGGAGAUUGGGGGCUUUCAUCACCAAAGUCAAGAAAGGCAGUCUGGCUGACGUGGUUGGUCAUCUGCGUGCAGGUGAUGAGGUUCUUCAGUGGAACGGAAAGUUGUUGCCCGGCGCAACGCAGAAAGAAGUUUACAAUAUCAUUUUGGAAUCUCAAACUGAACCUCAAGUGGAACUGGUGGUAUCCAGACCCAUUGGUGAUAUCCCAAGAAUCCCAGACACAUCCCAUCCUCCAUUAGAAUCCACAGGUUCCAGUUCAUUCGAGUCCCAGAAGAUGGAACGCCCGUCUAUCUCAGUCAUGACUCCAUCCAGCCCCACCCUCAGAGACACGCCUCACUUCCUGCCUGGAAGCAUCUCUGUGAAGUUGUGGUAUGACAAGUUGGGUCACCAGCUCAUAGUGAACAUCCUGCAGGCAGUAGACCUGCCCACCAGGCCGGACGGACGACCUAGAAAUCCCUACGUGAAAAUGUACUUCCUGCCAGACCGCAGUGAUAAGAGCAAGCGGAGGACCAAGACGGUUAAAAAGAGCGGCGAUCCGAAGUGGCACCAGGGGUUCGUCUACUCGCAUGUCCACCGACGAGACUUCAGGAACCACAUGCUGGAGAUUACAGUCUGGGAUCAGCCACACAUGCCAGAACAGGACAGUCUGUUCAUGGGAGAGGUUCUGAUAGAGCUGGAAACAGCUCUGCUGGACGACCAGCCCCACUGGUACAAGCUGCAGACCCAUGACUCCUCCUCCAUCCCCCUCCCGCGCCCCUCCCCCUACCUGCCCCGCCGACACGCCCACACCGACACGCCCACCAAGAAGCUCCAACGUUCUCAGCGUGUCGCUGAGUCUGAGAUUGAUGAGGGUACGACAGCAGUGCCUAAAGCUGCAGACGGGCGUGGCCGGGAGCGUCAGAGAGAGCAGCCUAGCACGCUGGAGGUUCCAGAGCAGAGGGGCUCUCACCAUCGCUCCCGCUCCGUGUCCCCGCCCCGGGAGGAGCAGGCAAACACACGCUCACGCCCCCCCAACAUCCCCGCCCAGAGGAGUUUAGAUGAUGAUAUGCAUCAUGGUCGUCGGUCUCGUUCGCCCACCCGCUACUACGACUCCACUAGAGGGCGCCAACAGGAGGAGGAAUACCUGGACGACAGGCAACCUCAAACCCUGGACACGUCCUCCUGUCAGACUCUGGCCCAGAAACCCUCUGACAACAACAGGGGCCACCUCCAAGGGUGGUGCGUCUCUCUCUUCCUCCGUGACCUCCUCCUCGGACCCCGCAGAGCCCGGCAGCUUCCCCAGGUCCCCGCCAGGAGCAGCAGUGUGGAGCAGGCUCUAGCAGCAGAGGAGCGUGUGCUGCCGUUGCAGAUAAAGGUCCUCCCCUACAGGAGCUCAGGACAGUCCUCCUCCAGUCAGGACCUGCAGAGGGCGCUGAAGGACAAACGAGAGCUCUAUAAGGAUCAGAAUCAGAAGAGGAGCUGUGAUAAUGUGUCCCACAAGUCUUCGGACAGUGAUGUCAGCGAUGUGUCGGCCAUCUCUCCGCCACUCAGCACCAGCAGCGCCUCGCGAGUCAGCAGCACCAGCUACAUGUCCAUCCAGUCAGAGAGACCCCAGGGCAGGCACAGCCGGGCCGUGCGUGCGACGGAGAGGAUGAUGAAGAGCACCAGUGUGAGUGGGGAGAUCUACGGCAUUGAGCACAUACGGACGGCAGCCAAUCAGACACGGCGCUGGGCAUGCUGGGGGGCGGGACCAAGCAACGGCGCUUACCAGCCUCAGACCAACGAGUGGUGGCCAUCGUGGGAAUCCCCUCCAGACGCAGUCGCAGCACCUCCCAGAUCAGCCAUACAGAGGCGGCGGGUAAGAAGGCGGGCAAGUCUGGCAACAAGCUGCAGAUCCAGAGGAGCCAGGAGACGGGCAUGGCUGUGGAGUUUCCCCGCUCAGCCAUUAGAACCGGCAGGCCAGCCGAGAGUCCACCGACGGCAGCAUCAACAGCUACAGCUCCGAGGGGAAUCUGAUCUUUUCAGGGAUGCGUCUGGGCGCAGACAGCCAGUUCAGCGACUUCCUGGAUGGACUUGGCCCCGCCCAGCUAGUGGGCCGGCAGACUUUGGCCACACCCUCCAUGGGAGACGUCCAGAUAGGAAUGAUGGAUAA